AUGUCAGCCAACAGAGAACUAGAGGAUCUUGCAAAAUCCUCCACGGAUGACUUCUACGAGCUACUCAACGUAGCCUUUGACGCAGAUGCAGACGCCAUCCAGAAAGCAUACCGCAAAGCGUCUAUCAGAUACCAUCCAGAUAAAAAUCCCGACGACAAGAAUGCUGCUGAUCGCUUCAUUCUGCUGGGAUGGGCACGCGACAUUCUUAUUGACGAAAACCUCAAAGGCGAAUAUGAUCGCGCAAGAGCUAGGCGGCGCGAGAAGGUGCUGCAGGACGAGAUGCUGGACGGUCGACGACGCAAGUUGAAAGAAGACCUUGAGAGAAGGGAAAGAGAGUAUCAAGAUCAGAAGUCUGGCAUCAAGAGAAAGAAUCCCGAGGAUAUGACCGAGACUGAACGGAAGCUUCAUGAAAUACAUAAAGGUGGUAGGAAACGUUACCACGAAAUCAAUGAGCGCCUAGCAAAGGAAGCCCAAGAAGAGCGAGAGGCCCAUCUCGAGGCCAUGAGGAAGAGGUCAGAGCCGCAGGCAACCCAGCAGAGCGAAUCCUCUGAAAUGGCUCGCGCUGUCAAAUUUGAGUUUCCGAGGGAAGGCGACAGAGAGCACUGGGACAAGGACACGCUUGCGACCAUGUUUUCAAAGUACGGCGAAGUGGAUAUGGUUGUACUUCUGAAGGACAAAAAGUUCCGACAUGCUGGACAAAAGCAUCGUAUAGCUUCCGGCAUGAUAGUCUUCACACGCAUCGAUCACGCCCACACCGCUGUCAUGAACGCCAAGUCCGACUACCCUUCCCUCAGCUCAGUGAACCGGGCAACCGGGGAACCCGAGUCCGUCAAGGCGUCCGCAAAAGAUCCCUUGGACGAAUCAGAGCGUCUGGAAGUAUUGAACAACAUGGAGCUGGAUGAAUCAAAUGGUGUGUGGAUUGGUGAGUGGGCAGCUGCUGGAACCUGGCAAGGAAAACCGAUCAUGAUACCCCAGCCUUCUUCCUUCCCAAAAAAGCAGAAUCAGAGGCUUCAGGCGGAUAGAAUGGAGGUAAAUUGA
Molecule: messenger RNA, 1038 nt
Organism: Bipolaris oryzae ATCC 44560
Lineage: Eukaryota; Fungi; Ascomycota; Dothideomycetes; Pleosporales; Pleosporaceae
Exons: 1
Coding region: 1-1038 (345 amino acids)
Biological process (GO): spliceosomal complex disassembly
Cellular component (GO): spliceosomal complex
Molecular function (GO): nucleic acid binding
Source: RefSeq, a predicted model, not a curated record